Molecule: messenger RNA, 435 nt
Organism: Meyerozyma guilliermondii ATCC 6260
Lineage: Eukaryota; Fungi; Ascomycota; Pichiomycetes; Serinales; Debaryomycetaceae
Gene: MED10
Product: mediator complex subunit
Exons: 1
Coding region: 1-435 (144 amino acids)
Biological process (GO): regulation of transcription by RNA polymerase II
Cellular component (GO): mediator complex
Molecular function (GO): transcription coregulator activity
Source: RefSeq, a predicted model, not a curated record
AUGACAACGGCGUCGAUUGUCCCCAAUUCCGAAAACCAGCCGCUUGUGGCCACGUCCGAGCAAAUCCAAGGCCUCGUGGAGGCCCUCAUAGAACUUGGAGUUCUAGUACAUGAUAAUCAGGGAACACAACAAUCUCAUAAUGCGUUAACCCACAAAGUCAACCAAGUGGUUAGUCAGCUUUCAGGUAUUUCUGCCGCUCCUUUUACAAACCAGUUUUCUGUGCCAUUGGAUGUGAUCAGCUACAUUGAAGACGGAAGGAAUCCAGACGUUUACACUAGAGAAUUUGUUGAGGUUACAGCCAAAAGUAAUGCUCGGCUUAAAGGCCGGAUGCAGGGCUUUCAACGACUCCGAGACGUUCUUGGACAGAAAAUGGCCCAGGAGUAUCCGCAUUUGGAACCUAGCAUAAAAAAUAUAGCUGACAGAACGGGCACUUGA